Molecule: messenger RNA, 624 nt
Organism: Juglans microcarpa x Juglans regia
Lineage: Eukaryota; Viridiplantae; Streptophyta; Magnoliopsida; Fagales; Juglandaceae
Exons: 1
Coding region: 1-624 (207 amino acids)
Source: RefSeq, a predicted model, not a curated record
AUGGUUCUUGAUCCUCUUCAACCUCUUCUUGAGGUGAAGGUUUCUCUUCAAGCGCCACAGAUGGUGGAGGGAGAAGUCUGCAUCAUUUUUUCUAAGGAAGAACUUGAUCGAUAUGCCUUACCGUUUCAGUUCUCCUUGGUGUUGAAAUUUCUACGGCAACGACCUUCAUUGGAUACCAUCCGGUCGUUUAUCCGAGCAAGAUGGGGUCUGAGUAAGCAACCAAUUGUAUAUUCUAUGCUAAAACCUAGAAAUGUCUUUGUGCGUAUGACAAUUGAGGAAGAUUUUGUAAAGGCAUUUGCUAGGAAAAGUUGUGAAAUUGAUGGCUUUUCUUAUCGGCCUUUUCACUGGACUAUUGAUUAUCAUGAGGAACUAGAACCUGUGAGGGUCCUUGUGUGGUUAAAACUUCUAGGUUUGCCACCGAUUUUUUAUCAUGAGGAUCUUCUGAGAAAUAUUACGUUGCCGAUUGGAAGGUUCCUUAAGAGAGAUAAUUCUACCAGAUGCGCGACGAGGACGGAUGGGGCACGUGUUUGUGUGGAGAUGGAUGUUUCGAAAGAUCUGCUCAAGGCUUUAUGGAUUGGUACUCCUCAUCAUCCUCUCAGUUUUUUAUCACGAAGUGGAAUUUGA